AUGUUACGGCUAUUUCAAACUUCAAAAAUUUCCCGCAUUCAGUUCAAUGCGCCAAAUUUGAGCAGUGAAACAAUUCAUAACAGCGGUGUAAGGCAAAAUUACGUUCUUAGAGAGAUACAAAAAUUUAGUGAACGGUUUUCUGAGUACUACAAACAUCAGGGCAUCGUAAAGAGUGAGGAAUGGGAUGCUUUUUUGACGUCUCUCGGUUCUGACCUUCCCAUAGCAUUUCGAGUACGCGGAUCUGACAAGGAUGCAAAGACUUUAAUUGAUAUUAUGAACAAAAGGUACUUAGCUUUACUGGUGGAUAGUGGGGAUUCAAAUGUUCACCUUCCUAAACAGCUUCCUUGGUAUCCGUUUGCAUUUCAAAUGGGAAUGUCUCGUUCAUCUGUGCGCAGCUGUCCUAGCCUCAAAAAUUUCCAUAAUUUUCUUGUCACUGAAGCCGAAAUUGGCAAUAUCAGUCGACAAGAAACAGUAAGUAUGAUUCCACCAUUACUUCUUGAUGUGCAAGCUCAUCACAGGGUCCUUGAUGUUUGUGCAGCACCUGGCAGUAAGACUGUACAAAUUAUUGAGAAAAUGCAUGAAAAUGGCGGCAUUCCUGAUGGCAUAGUAGUUGCUAAUGAUGCGGACAAUUCGAGGUGUUAUCUUCUAGUGCGCCAGGCCUUGAGAAGGAUGCCAACAUCUAACUGUAUCGUCAUUAACGAAGAUGCUGCCUGUUUACCUAACUUCUUCACUGAUAAAUUUAUGAUUUUCGACCGGGUUUUAUGUGAUGUUGUUUGUAGUGGAGAUGGAACUCUUCGGAAAAGUCCUAAUCUUUGGGGGAAUUCUUUGCAUAAACUGCAAAUAAGCAUAGCGCGUCGUGCUCUACAACUGCUUGCUGUUGGUGGGCUAAUGGUUUAUUCAACUUGUUCCUUCAACCCCAUAGAAGACGAAGCAGUCGUUGCAGAAUUACUUAGGGCUUUUGAGGGUACAGUGGAGCUUGUAGACGUUUCGUCAAAACUCCCUGGCUUGAAGCGGUCUCCUGGGCUAACUUCUUGGAAAGUCAUCGAUAAGAACAUGAAAAUUAUCAAGAGCGUAGAUGAUGUUCCUCAGAACGCUAGAUCACAUUUCGUUCCAUCUUUUUUCCCUCCCAGUGAGCAGGAAGUUAAAGUAAUGAAUCUUGAGAGGAGGGGUGCUCUUGAGGCUUUUACAAUUCGUUUUUUCUUUUCUAGCUUUCGGAUUCUGCCUCAUACUCAAGAUACCGGUGGUUUCUUUGUUGCUAUUUCUAGGUUUAGCCCAACUGGAAAAACAACUCCAGCUAAAAGACCUCUUUUUAUGGAAGAUCCAUUCAUUUUUUUGGAAAAGGAUGAUGACAGAUGGAAAAAUAUUGCAGAACACUAUGGUAUUUCUGGCUCAUUCCCGUACGAAAAUCUUUUAGGCCGUAUCGCCGACACAGAUAGAAAAAGAACGCUUUAUUUUGUUAAUGAUGCUGUGAAAAAUUUUCUGGAGUUCAAUCAAGGGAGAGUAAAAGUGAUUAACGCUGGUAUUAAGAUGUUUGGCCGAGUAGAACAUAAGUUUCAGCAGUGUAACUUUCGCUUGGCACAAGAUGGUCUUCACACUAUCUUUCCCUUCGUGAAAAAGAGAAUAAUGUCAAUUGAUUUGGACGAUAUGUGCCGGCUGCUGAAGCCUGAAGACGGUAAUGAAAAUGUUCCCCGGUCGAAACUAAAGUGCGGUGAAGCUCUUCAGUCAUUUACUGUUGUUUGCGCAUGGAUGGGAGCUAAUUUUGUUACUCCUUACAUUAGUAAGGAAGAACGAGUUCACGUGUUGCGUAUGCUUGGUGAAGACACUAGCGAGCUGGGUUUGUUCUUCUUUUUAUAUAAAAUGCUUUUGUUGCACUAUCAAAAGUUCACAUUCAAAAAAUUACUUGAAUUAAGUUUCCAUAAACUGUUUUGA
This is a messenger RNA of Enterobius vermicularis (human pinworm), 1929 nucleotides long. The record is from the annotation of a GenBank genome assembly. NCBI's taxonomy places the organism in Eukaryota, Metazoa, Nematoda, Chromadorea, Rhabditida, Oxyuridae.